Marchantia polymorpha subsp. ruderalis is the source of this 4604-nucleotide messenger RNA. NCBI's taxonomy places the organism in Eukaryota, Viridiplantae, Streptophyta, Marchantiopsida, Marchantiales, Marchantiaceae. The record is from the annotation of a GenBank genome assembly.
GCCUGCUGGGCCUGCUGGUCCUGCUGCUAAGGGACUACGCUACUGGAGCGCGCUGCACGACAGACAUAAGCCGGAGAGACGGGACGGGCACGAGCGACGAGCGCAGAGAUGGGCCGAGAGUGCUAGGGGGUCAUAGUGCGUUGGGAGACGGGACGGCGAGCGAGCGAGCGAGGGAGGGAGGGAGGAAGGGAGGGAGGAGCAGACGACGAAGGCCGCGAGGAAGGAGCGAAUGGGAAGGAUGGCGACGCCCGACGACAAUGCCCGGCGCCCGGCCGCGAGAAAGGCCGGACGAGUGAAGGCGGUGCAGCAGGGGGAGGGCGGGCACGCCGCAGGAGAGCGAGCCGAUACGCAUCGGCAGACAAGGUCUGUAGAAAAGUGGUGCUGAAUGCGGGAGCUGGCUCUUAUUCGCCGCAGCUCUAGCCUCCUCUCCUCUCCUCUCCUCUCCUGCUGCUGCUGCAGCUGCUGCCGAGUAAAGCCCUGUAGCUUUUCUCUCCCUCUCUCUCGUGGUGCCUUGGCAGCGAGUGGUUGCACCAAGAUCACGCAAAGUCAUUUGACGUCGACUCCGGGAAUGCAACAGCAGUUGUCGUCGUCGUAGUAGUAGCUCGACUCCUCCAUGCUCAAGAAGAGAGAGAGAGAGAGAGAGAGAGAGAGAGGAGGAGGAGGUGAAAUUCGGGCAGUCCGUGGACGAGGUCAUAGAGGGGGCGCAUUUAACCUCUUGUGCUGCUGGUCGCAGCCGAGAACUGGUCGUGGCCCGCCCGCGUCGUUCGUCUUUCUCGAGCACCUGACAAUGGUGGGGGAGAAUUCGAUUGGAGCAGCGGGCGAAGGCGCCGAUGAGUCGGUGGUGCUUUAGUGCGCCGUCCAUCGUUCCGCUUUACGGUCGAUGCCAACUUCUGGUGCUGAGUGAGGCUGGACAGUUGUGGUGUCGACUUCUGAUUUCGACAAUGCGGGCUUUGAGAUAGCGGCCUGGCUGCUGGCUCGUCUUACGUGGUCCGAAGAGGAAGGAACCCCGUGCGCACACAGGUGUCGAAGGAGGAUUGCGCGCGUGCCUUCGUCUUUCGCACCCGCUCGUGGAUUGAACGCGAUGGUUCUUGGUGGGGGCAGUGUUGUGGAUGUGGGGGUUGGAGGUUCCGGAGACGGCCAUGUCGGAGGUCGUUUGCCCAUCUUAGAAGAGCAUGACCGAUCCUAGGAACCUCGAAGCUCGGCUCCAUGGCAGCAGCUCGCAUUGUUCAAGAAUGCAGUAUCUCGGGCACGAGUUGAAUACAGCUCUCGCGGGGCUCGAGCUCACCGGAUUCACUGAGUCGACCACGUGCUUGAAUCUGCUCUGCACGUCAGCCUCUUCUUUUCUUCCUUGCUGUCGAAACAGCGCGCAGUUUUUUUCUCAUCGGAGGAGUCUAGACAUUGUGAGUCGCCCAUGACAAUGGCAUUGUCGCCAUCCACUGGCACUUGUUCGGAUUAUUCUCAAAAUGACGCUGUUCUCGGAAGCACACCGAAGGUCCAAGGCUCGGUAGCCGAUACCUACGAAACGUACGAGGACUUUCUGGAGUCCGCCGUGAUGAAAUGCAACAGCGGCAACGGAAUGAUGGUUAUGAAUCUCGCCUACUCCUCCGACGCGGACUUCGCCCGGAAAGAUGAUGGCAGUCACGCCAGCAGCUCGAGCAUGGGCCAAGCUCUCAUGAACAACAUCAGCGCCUGGUGCGAGUUGACUGGGCUCCCGACAACCAUCACGGUGCACAUUUGGGAUCGGAGCUUUCACCUGCACAAGUUCCCUCUGAUAACUCGCAGCGGGUACAUGAAGCGCAUGCUAAUGGAUUCCAAGGAGGUGAAGAUCCCGCACGAUUGUCCCGGCGGGCCCGAUACGUUCGAGAUUGUGGCGAAUUUCUGUUACGGCUCGACCAUUCAGAUGGACUCGUCCAACGUUGCGGAAUUGCGCUGCGCCGGAGAGUACCUGCAGAUGACCGAGGAGUACGUCAAGGGCAACCUGUGCGAGAGAAGCGACUUGUAUCUGAGCCAAGUCGUGCUGCAAAGCUGGCAGGAUAGCAUGCUCGUACUGCUGCACUGCCAGAAUCUGCAGCCGUAUGCCGAGGAUCUGCGGAUAGUGAGCCGCUGUGUGGACGCUCUGGCCUUCAUGGCGUGCAUGGAGAUGGUUGACCCGCUCGAGCGCACGGCGAGGCCCGGAAUGUCAAUUGAGAGCCAGUUCUGGAGCGACAUCAGCGCCAGCACGCGAGAUUCGUCGUCCCCCGACUGGUGGAUGGAGGACCUUUUGCGCCUCCCCUGCGGCGUCUUCGAGCGCGUCAUUGCCGCAAUUCGCCGGCAGGGAAUGCAGGAGAAGUAUGUGAGCCAAGCCAUCGUGAAAUUCGUCGACCGAUGGGUGUUCACCAGCUUAGCGUCCGAUGCCGAGACCACCGUCGUCGUCCCGGAGGAGCAUGUGAAGCCGAGCGCAGUCUGUCUCCCGCCCUCGUGCAAUCAGUAUAAUCUCGUGGAAGCCGUCGUGAGGCUGCUCCCUGCGGAGAAGGACGCUGUGCCGAUCAGCUUCCUGUUCUCGUUACUGCGAUGCGCCCUGGCCUGCGGCUCGAGUGCCGAGUGCAAGAAUCAGCUGGAGGCCAGAAUUUCGUCGCAGCUCGAGCUGGCCACCAUCACGGAUUUCCUGUACCCGUUCAAGAUCGCGGAGGACAGCUGCAUUUCCGCAGCCGAGGUGAGCUGUAUGAGGCGAAUCGUCACAUCGUUCAUGGCGCAGCAGAGGGCUUUGAGCGACUGCACCGACGGCCUGCCCAACAUUUCAGCUGACGAAACCCCCGAGAACGCCUACUGCGUCUACGCCGUCUCAGCCGUCGCCAAGGUGUGGGACGAGUACUUGGCCGAGGUGGCCCGCGAUCUGAGCCUCUCUCCCUCCAAGUUCUUGGAACUCGCGGAGGUCAUUCCCUCCUAUGCCCGUGCCACUCACGAUCAUCUCUACCGGGCCAUUCACGUCUACUUGAAGGUGCACCCGCAAUUCUCUCAAGAGGAGAGGCAAAUGGUGUGCAGAAUAUUGAACUGUCAAAAAUUGUCACAAGAAAUGUGCACACACGCUGUCCAGAACGAGCUCAUGCCAUUGAGAAUGAUAGUCCAAGCGAUGUUCAUGCAGCAAUUGCAAACUCGCAACGUACUCAGCGCUAACUUGCAGUGCACCGGCGGGUCCAUGCGGCUGGACAAUCUACCGCCGCUCUCGAGCGGAGCCUCGUUCCGCAAGAACAGUCUGGCGUAUCACAUACAGUCCGAGUCGUUCAGGUCCACGCGGGAGUCGUUCCAGUCGAGGGGAGACGAUUCGUUCAGGAUCGACGAGAACGAGCUGGCGGACGGAGUGGUGUCUCUGGGCUACAUUCUGAAAAGAGAUGCUGCUUUUCGACAAGCGGCUCUUCUCAAGGCCGACUACGAGGCGACGGAAACGAGGUUGCAAAGCUUGGAGGAGGAGCUGGCCUUCAUGAAGCGGAAGAUGGACGGCACUCCCGUGCACGUCAAAUGCGGGUCCGAGAGACUGAGCCGAGGCACCUACAAUCUAACAGGAGGCGACACGCGAUCGAGAAAAGCUAGCGGCGCAAUACCGCAGAGUCAGGUCCUCACCGCAGUGCCGGAGGCCAGCACCAACUCUGACGAAGAUGAAGCUCCGGCCUCCCAGAUCAAGCUCUCUGCCAGGGCUGGGGUGGGCUUCCUGGCGCGAGCUCUUCGAGUGUUCGCUCUGACGGGAUUCCGUAGGAGGCGAGGCGAUGGCGACGCUGGAUACUCAGAGUACUCAAAUCACGUCAUGUGCUCGGGGAGAAACCUGUGGCCCAACGAGGACAACAUUAAACCGAGGGUCCGGGCUCCGAGCGACCGUAGAGCGACCGCUGCUGUCGUCGACUCGAGCUGCGGGCCGACAGCGAGCGCAUCUAAGCAUAGGCACUCGAGACGUCACUCGCUGUCCUGAGGACGUGCCGAGAGAAUCCUGCUAUCCGAGCGUGUACUCUGCGCGGCUGAGAUCCCCAUCGGACGAGAGCAACAUGAGGGAGGGUGAGCGAGAGUCAGAGAACUUAAUGUGGAGGCCGAACGUGAGGUCACUCCACAGAUGCUGUUGCUGCCGCUGCGGUUCUCUUUCCCUGCAUUUCAGAGAACGGCCCAAUUCUCGUGUUUGUUACUCGAUCGAGCCUGUAGAUACCGUCAUCUGAAGCUGAAAAGAUUCCAGGUCCUCAGGAGGAGGGCCACUCAAGGAGAUGACCGAAUCUGAAGCACUGGAGGGAUGCCUGUUCUCGGUGGUCUUGAUUUAGCUUAUGGGCUCCUUAAUCUUCUAAUCUAAUCCAAUCUAAUCUAAUCUAACUUGUCUCGAUGGUAAACUAACGUACGUAAAUUAUAAAAGUAGAUUUCUCUGUACAUUUCUGACAGAUUUUUGAAACAUGAAAUUCAGUCCCAUGGAGAAAACGGCAUAAGAUUUUUGAGUAAACCUAGGAGAUGGUUAGUUACCUAGCUACUAGUAGAGGGCGAACUCGAGUCUGUACAUUUGCUAGUUACAUACGUUCCCAAGUCUGAGUGUAGUAGAGGCCCCAGGCAACACAUGAUGACAUUGCAUUCCAAGAUGAAAGUAAAUGAUUUCGUCU